GCGGUGACGUGCGUGGGGGACGUGCCGCGCAAGGGAUGAGAGCUCUUAAAAUCGCCCCCGGCGCGGCGCCGAGCCGAGCAGCGGAGGAGGGCAGAGGCGGACUCAGCGGCUGACGGUAGCGGUGGCAGGACAAGGUGAAACCAGCCCUCCUGGCUAUGGGAGGAGCUGUGGUGGACGAGGGUCCCACUGGCAUCAAGGCCCCCGAUGGGGGCUGGGGCUGGGCUGUCCUCUUUGGCUGUUUCAUCAUCACAGGGUUCUCCUAUGCCUUCCCCAAAGCCGUCAGCGUUUUUUUCAAGGAGCUCAUGCAUGAGUUUGGGAUUGGCUACAGUGACACGGCCUGGAUCUCCUCCAUCCUGCUGGCCAUGCUCUAUGGCACAGGCCCGCUCUGCAGUGUGUGUGUGAACCGCUUUGGCUGCCGGCCUGUCAUGCUUGUGGGUGGCCUCUUUGCCUCCCUGGGAAUGGUGGCCGCUUCCUUCUGCAGAAGCAUUAUCCAGAUCUACCUCACCACAGGAGUCAUCACUGGCUUGGGUCUGGCUCUCAACUUCCAGCCCUCCCUUAUCAUGCUCAACCGGUACUUCAACAAACGGCGCCCUAUAGCCAACGGGCUGGCGGCAGCAGGCAGUCCAGUGUUCCUGUGUGCUCUGUCUCCAUUGGGGCAGCUGCUGCAGGACCACUACGGCUGGAGAGGUGGCUUCCUCAUCCUGGGAGGCCUGCUGCUCAACUGCUGUGUCUGUGCUGCGCUCAUGAGGCCGCUGGUGGCACCCCAGGCGAGCGGAGGGAGUGGGACCCACGCACCCCAGCGGCCAUCAAAGCACCUUUUGGACUUGAGUGUCUUCCGAGACCGUGGCUUCCUCAUCUACGCAGUGGCUGCCUCCAUCAUGGUGCUGGGGCUCUUUGUGCCUCCAGUGUUUGUGGUGAGCUACGCUAAGGACCUGGGUGUGCCUGACACAAAGGCAGCCUUCCUUCUCACCAUCCUGGGCUUCAUUGACAUCUUUGCCAGGCCCACGGCUGGUUUCAUAACGGGGCUCAAGAAGGUGCGGCCCUACUCUGUCUACCUCUUCAGCUUUGCCAUGUUCUUCAACGGCUUCACCGACCUGACAGGCUCCACAGCCACUGACUAUGGUGGCCUGGUGGUCUUUUGCAUCUUCUUUGGCAUCUCAUACGGCAUGGUGGGGGCUCUGCAGUUUGAGGUGCUCAUGGCUAUUGUGGGCACUCAGAAGUUCUCCAGUGCCAUCGGUCUCGUGUUGCUGCUGGAAGCUGUGGCCGUGCUCAUCGGACCCCCAUCAGGAGGCAAGCUUCUGGAUGCAACCAAAGUUUACAAGUACGUGUUCAUCCUGGCGGGGGCCGAGGUGCUCACCUCCUCCCUUGUGCUGCUGCUGGGCAACUUCUUCUGCAUCAAGAAGAAGAAGGCCGAGGUGACACAGCCACAGCCCGAGGAGGCGGCUUCAGGAGGGGAGAAGCUCCACAAGCCCCCUGUGGAUGUGAGGGUGGACUCGCAGGAGGUGGAACACUUCCUGAAGGAACAGCCUGAGAAAAAUGGGGAGGUGGUUCACACCCCAGAAACCAGCGUGUGAGCAGCCUCGCCGAGCGGGCAGGGAGCAGGGAACAGGUCCAGAGACUGGCAACGCUCAUAUUUAUUUCACAAAGAGGACCAGCUGAGGCGGGGCCAUCGAUCGGCUCAGCUCUGGCUGCCUGGUCAGCGGGUCAGUGUUUUGCGGGGAGAGGUGGCGGGGUGGGAACCGUGUCAUUCCAAAGUGGAUCUGCGGUGAAGCCAAGGAAGCCCCACAGUUACCAGCCGCCUAUAGCGGGGACCCAGCCUGCUGAGCCCAAGCAGCCUGUGCCUCCCCUGCCCCCCCCAACUGUGGCCAAGGACCUAGAAACCCACACUUAGGAGACAACACGACUUUAAUCAGAGGGCAGGGCUGGGGCAGGCUGGCAGGUGGGUGCUGCCUGCAGGGUCCUCCCUGACCCCACCAUCCUACCCCCUUCUCCAGCUCCAGUUCCCUACAUUGCCAAUCACCCCCCUCUGUCUGGGGGACGAAAACGCUCCUUCCACCUGAGAAGGUAGGAGGAGGAGCACCAGAGGCUUGCCUCCAGGAGCUGCCUGGUUCUGGGCAGUGGUCUUCACCCUGAGUCCCACCCUUGUUAAAUAACAAACGGCUGAUUCUUAAGAA
Messenger RNA from Phodopus roborovskii (desert hamster), 2174 nucleotides. It is a transcript of the gene Slc16a3, whose product is annotated as solute carrier family 16 member 3. The coding region runs from base 156 to 1574 and encodes 472 amino acids. Gene Ontology annotation, cellular component: membrane. Gene Ontology annotation, biological process: transmembrane transport; monocarboxylic acid transport. Gene Ontology annotation, molecular function: monocarboxylic acid transmembrane transporter activity. The record is from RefSeq and is a predicted model, not a curated record. Lineage: Eukaryota; Metazoa; Chordata; Mammalia; Rodentia; Cricetidae. The transcript has 5 exons.